AUGUUGCAACCCAGACUUCUGGCGCCCAUGCGGGCGCUGGAACGGGCCAUUGCUCCCUCACUCCGAUCAGCUCAAAGCGCCUACAGGCCGCAAUCCAUCCUCCCACGGUCUCUUACCGCAUCGUUCUCCGUCCCGAAGACCACACCCUCUAUUCCUCGCACCCUCCUCCCAUUCUCACAAGUGCGUUUCGCCUCGCACGCAUCCCAAGGAACUGCCAAUCGACACUCGCGUGACCCUGCUGGAAAGCGUCUGGGUGCCAAGCGCUCAGGUGGUGAAUACGUCGUUCCCGGAUGCAUCAUCUUCCGCCAGCGAGGAUCAAAGUGGUUCCCCGGUGAUAACUGCGGGAUGGGACGAGACCACACCAUCUACGCCACCCAGGCUGGAUAUGUCCGGUAUUACCUGGACCCUGAGCGCCACCCCGAACGUCGGUACAUCGGCGUCGUCUUCGAGAAAGACGGCAAACUUCCACACCCGCGAAACGCGCCCAGUCGGCGCAGGCUGAACAUGGUUACAAUCCCACGAACGGAACCCAUCACAUAUCAGCCUGAUAUGAUCGCCACUAUCGAUGGGAAUGACACUCAGGUUGGCAGCGUCGAGGCCAUCAAUGCCGAGUCUGGCCCUCAGCUGCGCCCUGGUUACAUGUAUCGUGAGGCCAACUGGGUCAUUGGUCGCGCUGCCGAGAAGGCUGGAAUUAGCGCCAAGACAUAUGAUCGCAACAACCGUUGGCUUGCGUGGAGGAAGAGACAGGCGCGUGCCGAGCGUGCUGCCCAGAUGAAGAGUCUUAAGGGCAAGAAGAAGGCUUCCAAGAAGGCCAAAUAA
Molecule: messenger RNA, 819 nt
Organism: Penicillium daleae
Lineage: Eukaryota; Fungi; Ascomycota; Eurotiomycetes; Eurotiales; Aspergillaceae
Product: mitochondrial 54S ribosomal protein bL27m
Exons: 1
Coding region: 1-819 (272 amino acids)
Biological process (GO): translation
Cellular component (GO): ribosome; mitochondrial large ribosomal subunit
Molecular function (GO): structural constituent of ribosome
Source: RefSeq, a predicted model, not a curated record